AUGAGUGGAGCCAUUCGCGAAGCAUGGAACGACCUUAGGGAUUCAUACUACCAGCAACACCCGGAGAUUGGCGUCGUGGUGUCCAAGCCACAAACAACAACUCAAGAUAAAGAUGCUGACAAUGCCACAACUACUACCUUUACUGGUAAUCCGUCAUCUUCCACUGGUAACGACAAGGUAAUGCCACCUACUGCUAUUAACGAUGAUGAAGUAGUGGGGACGAUCGACAACCUGGAGUUGCUCCAAUUUCUUGAUGGAGUGGAAGAUGGCGAUAAGUUUAAGCAGGAGGUGAAACGAGUGGCAAUGGAAUGGUACUGGCGUGGCUUUUAUCACGGCUUCGCCGAGGGAAAGUCGAAUCUGACUCAGUAA
Molecule: messenger RNA, 369 nt
Organism: Diutina rugosa
Lineage: Eukaryota; Fungi; Ascomycota; Pichiomycetes; Serinales; Debaryomycetaceae
Exons: 1
Coding region: 1-369 (122 amino acids)
Source: RefSeq, a predicted model, not a curated record